AUGCAACCUAACAUGCAGCGUUUCUGGACCCGUGUCCCCCUGUCCGGCAAGUUGCAACUCUUCUGGGAGCGUGUUACACUGUCGCGGAUCACGACCAUAUACUUCAUCUUCUCUGUGCUUCAUUUCGCCAUCCAGCUCGGUCUGCAAAUUCAGGCAUUCGUCGUCAAUGAUCAAGCAGCCAUAUUCUUGAGCGACCUUGUUGAGCUAGGGAACGCGAGCCAGUCUGGAUUCGUCGUCUACACUAGCGGCGCCCUGCACAUGUGCGACAAUGCACCGUCCUCAAUGAACGCGGACUCUUGCGACCUUCUCUGGCAGCAAUCGGUUGGCAAUACCACCGCCAACUUGAACCUGCAGUACGCAUUGAACAGCAGCGCGUCCUCGUCAAGUGCUGUAUCCUCCAUCCUUCCGUCUUCGAGUGUGCUUGUGUCUACUGCGAGCACUACGCAAUCCUCUGUCAUUUCAUCCUCCAGUGUUUUGUCAAGCGUGCUGUCGUCGAGCUCAGUUGCUUCAUCUAUCAUUCCCAGCUCCGCGUCAAUAGUCAGUUCCCUCUCUGACUCGAGUGUCGCAACGUCCUCUGCAUCCAGCGUACUUUCGACCCCUGCUUCUACAACGUCCCAUAGAGCAUCUGUUUUGACCGCCGCACCCAGCAGCACUGCUCGUGCCGACGUGACUGCUACCGACGACGCAAAAGUCGAGACCGUGCUGACCUCAACCCAUCUUGUAACGGUGACUCUGAAGGUGACCGCGACACCAGGUGCAGAUGCUGUACGCCCAUCUGCAGCGGCACCUGACGACGUCUCCACUGCUCACGAUGUGCAGCAACAUCGCAAGCGCCACACGUCAAUAUCAGAGCAAGUUACUAAGAACAACGGUCAAACCGAAGUCAAGGUGAACGGCGUGCCUGGGGCUGGUGAGGUCACCCUGGACCAGACAUGCCUUCAGGUGCUCAACUGGCCCGUGUCGCAGCUGCAAAACACAAAGCGCGAGGAUAUCACCUUCAUCAUGUUCCAGUUUUGGCUACUGGGAAUGUCGCUUGUUGCACUGCUGAACGAGUCUAUUCCGCACGUUAUCGCGUCCUUGUUGACCCAUGUCGGCGCCACCGCUUGGGGCGGCUUCCAGAUCUACGAUACCAGCCAAUUUCGCGAUGAUUUCACCACGCUGACUACCGGCGGCGCGUGCGGUGUCAAUCUCCUGCCGACCUAUUGGCAGGCGCGCGCCAAUGCCGAGAUCCCGAGUCUGGCGUUGAAUGGUGCUGCCUUGCUCUUGUCCGCCGUGCUCUCGUGGCGACUCAUCAAGUCAUUUGGCUGGCAGACGUUCAAGCGCGUCGGCGCAAGUCGCACGAUCAACCGUAUCUACAAUGUCGUGCUGGUACUCUCGAUUUCGAUCCAGGUCGCGCUGUUCUUCAUCGCGGUCGCCGCCUCGCUCUGGCUUGACCAACUGAUCAACGGAAAAAUUGGGCAUAUGACCAGCAAUAAGACGCUUUUCGAGGCCAUCGACAUUGCUGUUUUGGUGGUCCUGAUCCCGUGGUUGUCGAUGGGAUGGAUUGCAGUGCGCCGCGAAAAGAGAGUGUCUAUGUUGCUGUUCCUCAUAAUCGCAUUCCUAUACCUCGGUGGAUGGGGCUCUAUGUUUAUUGCUCCCACGUUCCGCUGGACAUUUUUGCAGUGGCGAUUCUUCAGCAUCAUGGCAUCGGUGUCGGUGCUCCUCGCGCUGGUGACGUUAUCUUUGGGGAUAGUGUGCCGUGUGAACUUUGGCAAAGGCUUGCCUCGAUACCUGAACGCGCAAGAACCCCUCCCGGAUGACGACUUCCUGCCUACCGUCGUCGACAGCAAACUCGGAGAAGACGUGGAGAAGGCCGCAUUCCCUUCAAAUGAUCUCCCCAUCCCGACCUACAACUCCUUCACCUUUGGCUCGCAGCAAGCUGCGGCGCCACCCAGCCCUACGCCCUAUGGGCCCAGGCAACUCGGUCCUCGAUUCUUUAACUCUCAUUUAGAACCCUUCGAGCCUCAGCCCGGUACACCACCUGUAUAUUCUCCUCGCGCGGACAUCUCUGUGAUGUCGUCACGCACGGCGGUUGGCGACAGCCAGAGCCUGAAGCGCAGCGAAUCCAACAUAAGCGACGCAAGCAGCAUGCAAUCGCGGCGCUGGGUUAUCGAGUGA
Molecule: messenger RNA, 2157 nt
Organism: Postia placenta MAD-698-R-SB12
Lineage: Eukaryota; Fungi; Basidiomycota; Agaricomycetes; Polyporales; Adustoporiaceae
Exons: 10
Coding region: 1-2157 (718 amino acids)
Cellular component (GO): Golgi apparatus
Source: RefSeq, a predicted model, not a curated record